UUCCCUGGCUGUUGUCCAAUUCUUUUCCUCUCUCUUUUUUUGCGCCUCUCGUGCCCCCUCCCUCCCCGUGUUAUCCACCCACGGGAAGAGUGAUUUUCGCCUCUUUUUUAUGUAUACCUCAUUCACAUCCCCAGUCAGUGGACUUAUUUCCGUGUGGGCAGCAGGGAUGCUUUUAAAAUGCCAACGUUUUGACAGAAUCAAUCCGUAGAGAAUCUUUCCCCGCAAAUUCAGCGAUCGCCGCUCCAGUAGCUCGGAUUUGACAGUACACUGUCACGGUCCGCAAAUGUCCCGUUUGCACAGACGGUGACCGAAAUCCCAAUCGAUCACUUUGCUUAUCUUAUUACCAAAGCCACCCCCACUCAAUUCCACGGAGGAGAUUUUUUUCUCCCAGUGUGUGUAUGUGUGUGCGCGUGCCAAAAUCUCAACCAGGAGGCAGCACGUGCUUCUUACAAUAGCGUAAAGGCGCGCGUUUAAUUCUUACCUUUUGCGCCCCGUUUCACGUGCGCGCCGGCUUCAACCGCGUUGUUUGUCACUAGCGCGCGCUGCCCGUUCCGAUUCCAGCAACGGGACGUCCGGUGACUGACGGAAAGCUCGUGCUACAGUAACGGAAGGUGCGCGAGACUCAGUUUGGUACCCACUCGCACACGCACGAUGAGUGAGCGCGGUGAGGAAACCGCCGGCGAGCCUUCAGGAUCGCAGGAGCAGCCCGCGCCCGCACCGGCCGAGCCACCGAAGAGAGGACCGGGCAGACCCAGGAAACCGCAACAGGAGCCCACAGGAGAGCCUGUCCCCAAACGGCCGAGGGGUCGCCCCAAAGGAAGCAAAAACAAGGGCCCCUCCAAAGCAGCGCAGAAGAAAGCUGAGACCACAGGGGAGAAAAGACCCAGAGGAAGACCCAGGAAAUGGCCGCAGCAGAAGGUCCAGGAAAAGCCCGCUCAGGAAGAAGAGGAGGCGGAGCCAGAGCCAGAAGAGGACUAAGCAACCACAGGAUUUCACCUCUACCUCAUUCAGCUGUCAACUCUCUGCAAGGGAAAAGACUGCCUUGACCACUUAUUAUUGACUUCCCACUUUCGUUUGUUUAUUUUAGUUUUUUCCUCAUGCGUUUGUUUUGGUUUCGUUUCGUUUGUGAUAAACACACACAACACCUCAGCGCGUAAACCCGAAAAAGACGUAAAUGCAAACAGACAUCUUGCAGAUGACAAUUGGAGCCGCCUUGCUGUUCCCACUUCGGAGUUUCCAACUGCUGUAAGCACAGAGGCGCAGGGGUUAAACACACACAAUGUGCUACAGUGGACACACAUAAGCACACUUUCUUCUCGACUGAUGUUUCUACAUUAGUUAGGAAGAUUCAAACCGUAUGGUUUUGUCAUUUGGACAGUCACAACAUGUGGUGCUUCCCAAAUCUGGGUGGAGCCUUAAACGGACAUACACAAACAUGCAGUUUACACAGUACACACAAAGAGCACUGUCUCCACAGUACCACACCACCAAAGACAAUGUCAUAACUGAUAAUUUUUCUGUCUUUAGUGUACACACUGAAGCACUAGAUUGGCUAAGCAAUGCAAAAAUAUCCGUCAUUUCUCCAAAGGCUAAUAUUACAAGACAUCUUUAACACACUUGAAAAAAACAGGUGUGAAAUAGUCAAAACAUCUGAUUUGCAAGGAUAAUAAUCUGUCAAAAAUAGACGCAUGUAAUGCAGUGGUUUCACCAAAAAUACAAUAAUCUGUACAGUAUUCGUCUUAAAAUUGCAACCAGAGUCUCCGGCUCUUAAGAAUGUUAUCUUAGAAAAUUCCGUCAUCGUAGCUGGACGCACCCUCAUGUCUGUUGAAAACCAUUGAAGUUUCUGUCUUAAGUGAACCACUGAACAAAGAUGUUUCUUUUCGUGUGAACUAUCCCUUCACUAUUAAAUUAAAACUUGACAAGUUCUUAUAAGAAUUUGUCGCUAUGGUUAAACGCCUCCGUUUCAGAAUAGCUACUGUACAUAUCUUUGCAUCAUUGGCUUCACUUAACUAACACACGUGAACAUAAUCGUGUUUUCUCUUCUUUUAUGGCAUAGCUUUAAGAACACAAUUUCCGACGAAUAGGGAAAGGGAAACUCAACUCAGUCUGGUUCAAGACCUAAACCUCAAGCAUUACAAAAACCACAGGAACAAAACCACACUUUACCUCAUUACGCAAAAAAUACCUGAACAGCAGUGACCGUGUGAUGUCGGAUCUGUCGAGUAUUCAAAGAAUCUUAACGUACGCGAGCGCUGUCACCAAUGCAAUGUCUCCUUAACGUUACGAAGCUACCUCUGAUUUCAGCGACCAGCUCGAGAGACACGCGCUGCUAUACAGUUCUUAUUACAAAGCAGGGAAUGGCAGCGAGUGCCAAUAUUCAAAACGAACCUUGAGCAUGAGAGACGAGCGAAAUGUUUUUGUGGAUCGGGCAGGUGAUAAUCGAAAUCUGGGGUCUGUUUGUAGUCAUAUGUCGAACUAAUCAUGCAGCUAAGGGAAAAGAGUACUGUGUCUGUUUGUUUGUUUAUUUGUUUGUUGUAGUUCAUUUUCUUUCAUUUUUUCACAUUAGCGUAUAUAUCUGACAUUUGUAACGAGACACUCUGCCUCUACAACCGGGAUGUCUGUUUUACAUUUUUAACUUGAAUAUAUAUUUUGUACUGAUUUACUCAAUGGUUUCUAAAGAUCAAGUGCUUGUAUGACACUAAAUUUUUGUUUUAAAUGGAUUUUUUUCUUUUCCGUUUUUGAUUUCUCUUCUCCACUUUUGCUCUGAAUCGAUUUCGUUUUUGUUUCUUCUCUAUGUACGAUUCAGAUGCGUACCUCAAAAAAAUGGAUAAAAAUGGACUAAUAAUCAGCUGACAAAUACCUACCUCCAGUCUUGAAAAUGGAAUGAUUUUCGUUUUAAUAUGAAUUCAAUUGAAUGCGUAUUGGAACUGCACAGGAUCCUGUUUUACAAACGUUGGAAAUUGGAAUCUUAAUUCAACUGGGGGAGAAGAACGCUGAUAAAAACACUACACGAGGAAAACGGCUUGAAACUCAUUUCAGGUUAAAAAAUAUUUGGGUUUUGUAUAUUGCUUAUAUGAAUAUGUUUUUUGAAAAAUUAGUAGAUCUUGAGAUAUACUUGAUUAGCGUUUUUGUGUACUCGACACAAAUGUGAUUUUCUUUUCCCGUUAUAUGGUUCAAACAGAUGUAUAUGUACUGCUUAUUUAGUGAAAGAAUACAACUUUUUUUCAGCUUGUCGCCAUGAAAAUCAUGGUAUUCUCAAAGUAGGCCUGAGGUAGAAUCUCAGUGGAAGCUAUUGGAACUGUUGGCAUGCCCCUUUGAACUUGCAACGGCAUGACCGUCUUUAUAUGCGGCAGCUUGGCUUUUGCCACAAACCAUCAUUUAAGCGUGACUCAAACACUGUAAUGCUACUACCUAAAUGGUUACAGUUCUCGUAAAAGCGUCAUGUUAGUUAUCCAAUAGGAUGGAUUUGUUAAAUCUAACAGUGGCUUAAGUUGACGAAUGGCAUGUCUCGGCUUUGCCGUCUCACAACUUCAGAUUUGGCAGUGGUUGGAUUCAAACACUGUUUGGAGAUCAGUCGAUCUGAACUCUGCUGAUUGCAGAACAGCGUGAAACCGCAACUUUUACACGCAAACGGGCCUUCGAGGUUAACCUUUCUAAAACUUGCCAUUGUGUUCAAAGAUUUCCUAUGUUGGUUUGAAUGUGUAUCCGUAAGAGCCACUGUUCACAGGCUUCAACUCUGGGUGUCUUAAUGAAGAUAAAGUUGUAUUUUUAUGACAACACGUUCUAGUACAAUCGAAUACACUUUUCUACCUCCAAAAGGGCCUCUCGUUACCUCAUUUUUCAAACUUACUAUCUGCUUAAAUUCAGGUGCCGGAGUUCAUAGAGAACGUCAUAAAUUUAUAUAUAAAUAUAUAUUCAUAGUUUAUUUUUGUGUGCGGGGGAUUUUUAUAUGACUGUACCUCUAUGCCUUUAAGUCACAAGUUAGCUAAGACUGGAUAUUUGACUUUAUAAAACGCUGUCUUACGUUAUGCAAUGUUAUGUAGUUUCUGCAGCUGUAGAGAUGGAAAAUGUCACUAGGUGUCUCAACUUUCUUCACUUGAUAUAACUUGUUUUCUAACAAUUAUGGCUGUUUCACAUAGAAUUGCUGUUUGUGAUUUCGCUUAAAUUUGCUUGCUUGUUUUAAAAAAAGGACAAAAAAAAAGAAAACGUAUUACAAAAAAGUCCUCUUUAUACAUAUCCACCUCUUUGUUCAGCACA
Messenger RNA from Triplophysa dalaica, 4257 nucleotides. RefSeq names its product high mobility group AT-hook 2 (gene hmga2). The transcript has 5 exons. The record is from RefSeq and is a predicted model, not a curated record. Gene Ontology annotation, cellular component: chromatin; nucleus. NCBI's taxonomy places the organism in Eukaryota, Metazoa, Chordata, Actinopteri, Cypriniformes, Nemacheilidae. Gene Ontology annotation, biological process: regulation of DNA-templated transcription. The coding region runs from base 652 to 978 and encodes 108 amino acids. Gene Ontology annotation, molecular function: DNA binding; transcription coregulator activity.